UGAUCCAUAGACUGUGGGUUGAUGUCUGUCUGGAUUCACCGGCCCGUGAUCAGCACCGUUAGUCAGACAGACCCUCUGCUUAGCUGUGGGCAGGUCGAUGGAGACCCACAACUGGUGACAGCCUCGUAUAUUUUAUACUCUUCAACCACUCGGAUAGAGAUGUCCACACAGGGUUACGCCAAUCCGAACUCGUCCGUGAAUAAUUACAGCAUGAAUUCCACACAAAACGGAGGCGGAGCGGCGGCGACAGCAGCGCCCUGUCAGAACGGUCCGGGACAGACAUACCCUGCUAUGUAUCCAGCAUCCAGUUACUAUAGUUCUGCUCUGCCCGCGGCGGGACACAGCGCUCCUCCCGCCGGCAAAACCCCAGUUUCGAGCACAGGGUAUAGUGGGAACUACUACCAGAACAGCUCAGGGCCGUCACCAUGUCCAGCACCACCAAGAACGCAUCAGUACUCCACCUCAAACGCCCCGGUACAGUCAUUCCAGCAGACUGCACCAUAUGCUAUGCCAGCCGGAUAUUACAGACAGACAUAUAGUCACCCCUCACAGGGGCAGACUCAGCCCCAACCUCAGCAGCUGCAGCCCAGCUUGGUGCCAGCAUCCAGUGGCAACAACCUCGACGCCCCGCUGUACCCCAUUGUUUCUUACCCAUCAACCCCUGGGAGCAGCCAGUACGGCACGCUGAGAUCCUCCCAAACCACCGCUGAGCAGCUACCCGUUUCUACAGUAAUGCCACCGACCCAGAGUUCUUUGCAACAGUAUUCUCAAGGGAUCGGGACCACGCCCACACCAGCUCACCUGGGCUAUGGAGCUCCGCCUCUCAGCCAAACAGCCACUGUCAACGGCCAAUCAAAUGCAGUUCAACAACACUAUGACCAAAACCUCCACAAUCCCAUGAGCCAUCAUUACGCCGCAGCCCCUCCCAUCUCACAGGGCCCUGAUAAAGAGAGGCCACCCUCAGGAACGCCAGGCACCUCUGUGCAUUCCUCACCACGACACCAUCCAGGGCUGCUUUACGGUGACCGUGGGGUGAAUAGCGCUGUUAGCUCGGCCACGGGCGAUCACUCCUCAUCCAGUUCUGACCAUGAAGAAGAGGAUGAGGAGGAUGAAGAAGCAGGUCUGCUUUCGCUUUUUCAUUCUUCCACUCACCAGUUACCAGUCAUCACCUCUAACACUAUAGUUCGUUGUCGUUCAUGUCGGACAUAUAUAAACCCUUUUGUUUCGUUUCUGGAUCAGCGCAGGUGGAAGUGUAAUCUGUGUUACAGAGUCAAUGAUGUCCCUGAUGAGUUUAUGUAUAAUCCUGUAACUCGUUCAUACGGUGAGCCUCACAAGAGACCAGAGGUCCAGAAUUCAACUGUGGAGUUCAUCGCUUCCUCUGAUUACAUGCUUCGUCCUCCUCAGCCUGCUGUGUACCUGUUCGUGUUGGAUGUGUCUCAUAAUGCUGUGGAGUCGGGCUACUUGAAUGUGUUUUGCCAGUCAUUGCUGGACAACCUAGAAAAGUUGCCCGGAGAUACUCGUACACGCAUCGGGUUUGUGACGUUUGACAGCACCGUCCACUUUUAUAACCUGCAGGAGGGUCUUUCUCAGCCUCAGAUGCUGGUGGUGUCUGAUAUUGAUGAUGUCUUCAUCCCAACUCACGACAAUCUGCUGGUGAAUCUCAAAGAGAGUAAAGAGCUGGUGAAGGACCUGCUGAACGCGCUGCCGGGGAUGUUCACGCACACGCGUGAGACUCAGAGCGCUCUGGGUCCGGCUCUGCAGGUGGCGUAUAAACUCAUGUGCCCAACAGGAGGCCGGGUGUCUGUGUUUCAGACCCAGCUGCCCACCCUCGGCGCUGGACUCCUGCAGUCACGGGAAGACCCCAACCUCAGAUCCAGCACCAAGAAUGUCCAGCACUUGGGUCCUGCUACAGACUUUUACAAGAAACUGGCUCUGGACUGUUCUGGACAGCAGAUCGGAGUGGAUCUGUUCUUACUGAGCUCCCAGUACUCAGACCUGGCUUCUUUAGCAUGUGUGUCCAAAUACUCAGCCGGCAGUGUCUUUUACUACCCGUCCUUCCAUCAUGUUCACAAUACCGUGCAGAGCCAGAAAUUCCAGAAAGAUCUGCAGCGAUACCUCACCAGAAAGAUCGGAUUUGAAGCCGUCAUGAGGAUCAGAUGCACCAAAGGCUUGUCCAUCCACACUUUCCAUGGCAACUUCUUUGUGCGCUCUACUGAUUUGCUCUCUUUGGCCAACGUGAACCCGGACUCUGGCUUCGCUGUGCAGAUGUCCAUCGAGGAGAGUUUAGCUGAUACGUCACUUGCUUGUUUUCAGGCAGCUCUUCUUUACACAUCAAGCAAAGGGAAACGUCGAAUCCGAGUGCACACUCUGUGUCUGCCGGUGGUCAGUCAGUUGAGUGGAGUGUUUGCUGGAGCCGAUAUCCAGGCCAUCACAUGCCUGCUGGCCAACAUGGCUAUCGAUCGCUCCAUCUGCUCCAGUCUGUCUGACGCGAGAGACGCAUUAGUUAAUGCCGUGGUGGAUUGUUUAAUGGCAUAUCGCGCUAACGGCUCAAACAUCCAGCCCUCCGGCCUGAUCACCCCUGCCGCCCUGCGUCUCUUCCCUCUAUAUGUACUUGCUCUGCUCAAACAGGUGGGGGCGCUGUAUGCAUAUACGCCACCAGAGGUUCACCUACUAACCACAUCUCAAGCUGCACUGCAUCUGAAUGACUCUGUGAUUCCUCAGCCUCCCUUACUGCAGCUCACUGCAGAGAAACUCACUAGAGAGGGAGCCUUCCUCAUGGACUGUGGCAGCGUGAUGUUUUUGUGGGUGGGGAAGUGCUGUAACGAGACAUUCAUACGGGACGUGUUGGGCUACCCCAAUUAUGCAUCCUUACCCUCCAACAUGACUGAGAUCCCUGAGCUGCAGACGAUGUAUUCAGAGCGAACUCGAGCGUUCAUUUCUUGGCUGCUGGAGUCUAGAACCUUCCAUCCUGCUUUUCAUGUGGUCAAGGACGACACCUCGGCCAAGACCAGCUUUUUCCAGCACCUCGUGGAGGACCGCACUGAAUCUGCCUUCUCUUAUUACGAGUUCUUGCUUCACAUUCAGCAACAGAUGUCGAAGUAGAAUGGAAGAACCCCAUAGAACCAGCCCCAGGUUUAAGGCUAUAGCUUCUGUUCUGCGGCUCAACUUUAGCAAGGGAGCUCUUUGAUUGGACCGCAGAGACACGCCCCCUGGCCCCACUGGCCAAUCACAGCCUGUGGCCUGUCUGGGGGCGGAGUGUUUAAAGACAAUUAAGGAUAAAAGAAGUUAAAAAGUCAGUGAUUAAUGGAUUAUGGCAAAAAAAGAGAGCACAGAGGACAAAUAUGAAAUAAUAAGUGGAAUUGACUUGCACAUAGAGACACUGAACAAGCUGUUUUCAAUCAUUCCCAUCUGCUUACUCCUCCUUCAUAUUUAGCCAUCAACAUGAGUAGCCAGACGCAGCGAAAAACAUUUUCUGUAUUCAUUUUCCUGUAUGUUUCACACUGAAUUAUUGUGUUUGUUUCCAUUGUCAGAAUCAUUGUAAGCAUGUAUUUGGGUUUUUUAAUACAAGCAAAACUCAGAGCUCUUUGUUGCGUAUUAUUAAUCACUCCAAAACAUCCACUCAUACACACUUUGUACUGUUUUAUGUUUUCUUUAUUGUUCCCCUCCUGUCUCUUCCCUCUCCCAAUGCCUCCUCUCCUUAUGUAAUGUGACUUGUGAAACCGAGUCCGUCGUGAUGGUGUAAUAAUUCAUCUGUCUUCAUCCAGCAUGGACUCAACAGUGGCUGCUCGUCUUCUCAACAUCAGCUGCUUGAAACCGUUUAAUGAAGCUACGACGUCCCUCGCUGACAAUGCAUUGUUUUCUUUGAGAAAACCGAUCAAAUGUUGCUAUCCACUUUGUAACUCAACACAAAAAAAUAUUUUAAUGUGCUAUAAUUUAUGACAAGCAUAUUGAAUAAAAUGAAAUGACAAUUCUA
This is a messenger RNA of Sinocyclocheilus rhinocerous, 3973 nucleotides long. RefSeq names its product protein transport protein Sec24B-like. The transcript has 20 exons. Gene Ontology annotation, biological process: intracellular protein transport; endoplasmic reticulum to Golgi vesicle-mediated transport; COPII-coated vesicle cargo loading. NCBI's taxonomy places the organism in Eukaryota, Metazoa, Chordata, Actinopteri, Cypriniformes, Cyprinidae. The record is from RefSeq and is a predicted model, not a curated record. Gene Ontology annotation, cellular component: endoplasmic reticulum exit site; COPII vesicle coat. The coding region runs from base 22 to 3102 and encodes 1026 amino acids. Gene Ontology annotation, molecular function: zinc ion binding; SNARE binding.